Notolabrus celidotus (New Zealand spotty) is the source of this 4623-nucleotide messenger RNA. RefSeq names its product ephrin type-B receptor 3-like. The transcript has 15 exons. Bases 19 to 3000 code for a protein of 993 amino acids. NCBI's taxonomy places the organism in Eukaryota, Metazoa, Chordata, Actinopteri, Labriformes, Labridae. Gene Ontology annotation, molecular function: protein binding; ATP binding; transmembrane-ephrin receptor activity. The record is from RefSeq and is a predicted model, not a curated record. Gene Ontology annotation, biological process: protein phosphorylation; axon guidance; cell surface receptor protein tyrosine kinase signaling pathway. Gene Ontology annotation, cellular component: plasma membrane; neuron projection.
UCGUUCACAGAAACACUCAUGGACACAAAGUGGGCCACGACGGAAUUAGCCUGGACUGCUCACCCUGAGACCGGGUGGGAAGAGGUGAGCGGGUAUGACGACGCCAUGAACCCCAUCAGGACUUACCAAGUCUGCAAUGUCCGCGAGCUGAACCAGAACAACUGGCUCCGCAGCGACUUCAUCCCCAGGAAGGAUGUCCUCCGUGUGUACGUGGAGAUGAAAUUCACCGUACGAGACUGCAACAGCAUUCCAAACAUCCCCGGAUCCUGCAAAGAGACCUUCAACCUGUUCUACUACGAGUCCGACUCGGACUCGGCCACGGCCACCAGUCCCUUCUGGAUGGAGAACCCUUACGUGAAGGUGGACACUAUCGCCCCGGACGAGAGCUUUUCCAUGCUGGAGUCCGGACGGGUGAACACUAAAGUCAGAAGUUUCGGGCCCUUGUCCAAAGCGGGGUUCUACCUGGCCUUCCAGGACCUCGGUGCUUGCAUGUCCCUCAUCUCAGUGAGGGUCUUUUAUAAGAAGUGCUCUACCACCAUUGCCAACUUUGCCGUGUUCCCGGAGACCGCCACCGGAGCCGAGGCGACGUCCUUAGUAAUCGCUCCGGGAACUUGCGUCCCCAACGCUCUGGAGGUGUCCGUGCCGCUGAAGCUUUACUGCAACGGAGACGGCGAGUGGAUGGUUCCUGUGGGAGCCUGCACCUGCUCGGCUGGGUUUGAAACAGCCAUGAAGGAUACUCAGUGCCAAGCCUGCAGCCCGGGCACCUUCAAGUCCAAACAGGGGGACGGUUUCUGCCUUCCAUGUCCAGCUAACAGCCGAGCCAGCUCAGGAGCGUCCAGCGUCUGCUCCUGUCGGAACGGUUACUACCGCUCGGACACUGAUUCUCCAGACUCUCCCUGCACCACCGUCCCCUCCCAACCACGCAGCGUGAUCUCCAUCGUGAACGAGACCUCGCUGGUGCUGGAGUGGAGCGAGCCUCGGGACCUGGGCGGCCGUGAAGACACCUUCUACAACGUCAUCUGUAAGAAGUGUCUGCCCGAGAGGGGGAUGUGCUCUCGGUGCGACGACAACGUGGACAUCUCGCCGCGCCACCUCGGCCUGACGCAGCGCAGAGUGGCCGUCCGUAACCUGCAAGCUCACACGCAGUACAGCUUCGAGAUCCAGGCGGUCAACGGGGUUUCCAACAAGAGCCCGUACACGCCCCAGUUCUCCACCGUGAACAUCACCACCAAUCAGGCCGCGCCGUCCGCAGUGCCCACGGUCCACCUGAUGGCGGCCACGGCGAGCACCAUGAGUCUGUCCUGGCUGCCUCCAGAGAAACCCAACGGCAUCAUUCUGGAUUAUGAGAUUAAAUACCACGAGAAGGUAAGCAGCAAUGAUCAGGGCGAGGCCAUCGCUCACACCAUGACGGCCCAGCGGAGCACCGCCCGCAUCGAAGGUCUGAAGGCCGGCGUGCCGUACGUGGUGCAGGUCCGAGCACGGACAGUGGCCGGAUACGGACGUUACAGCAGCCCGGCGGACUUCAGCACCAACCUGCAAGCCGACUCUCCAAAGUCGUGGCAGGAGCAGCUUCCUCUCAUCGUGGGAACGGCCACCACCAUCUUGGUCUUCAUCAUUGCAGUUGUGGUCAUCGCCAUCGUCUGCCUCAGAAAGCAGAGAAACGGCUCCGAGUCAGAGUACACAGAGAAGCUGCAGCAGUACAAAUCCCCCAUAGUCACGCCGGGAAUGAAGGUCUACAUUGACCCCUUCACCUACGAGGACCCCAACGAGGCGGUGCGCGAGUUCGCCAAGGAGAUCGACGUGUCCUGCGUGAAGAUCGAGGAGGUCAUUGGCGCAGGUAACCCACCCAAGCUCCUGAGCUACAGGGGGAAGGCUGCUAGUCACCUCCAGGCCAUACCGUUAGAGGACUUCACACCAAGCGGAGAGUUCGGUGAGGUGUGCCGCGGUCGCCUCAAGCUGCCCGGGCGCAGGGAGAUCAUUGUAGCCAUCAAGACUCUGAAGGUGGGCUACACUGACCGUCAGAGGCGGGACUUCCUGUCUGAGGCGUCCAUCAUGGGCCAGUUCGACCACCCCAACAUUAUCCGUCUGGAAGGCGUGGUCACCAAGAGCCGGCCGGUGAUGAUCGUGACUGAGUUCAUGGAGAACGGAGCGCUGGACUCGUUUCUAAGGCUCAACGACGGGCAGUUCACAGUGAUCCAGCUGGUUGGCAUGCUGCGGGGUAUUGCAGCGGGCAUGAAGUACCUGUCGGACAUGAACUACGUGCACAGAGACCUGGCCGCCCGGAACAUCCUGGUCAACAGUAAUCUGGUGUGUAAGGUGUCGGACUUCGGCCUGUCCCGCUUCCUGGAGGACGACGCCACGGACCCCACGUACACCAGCUCCCUGGGCGGCAAGAUCCCCAUCCGCUGGACGGCGCCCGAGGCCAUCGCCUACAGGAAGUUCACCUCUGCCAGCGACGUGUGGAGCUACGGCAUCGUCAUGUGGGAGGUGAUGUCGUACGGCGAGCGGCCGUACUGGGACAUGAGCAAUCAAGAUGUGAUAAACGCCGUGGAGCAGGACUACCGACUGCCCCCACCCAUGGACUGCCCCACUGCGCUGCACCAGCUCAUGUUGGACUGCUGGGUGAAGGAGAGGAACCUGCGACCCAAAUUCACUCAGAUCGUAGCCACGCUGGAUAAACUCAUCCGCAAUGCCGCCAGCCUGAAGGUGGUCACCAACAGCGCACAGUCCACCGGGGUUUCCCAGCCCUUGCUUGACCGCUGUGUGCCAGACUAUACCACUUUCACCACUGUGGGGGACUGGCUGGACGCCAUCAAGAUGAGCCGCUACCGUGACAACUUCGUCAACGCCGGAUUCGCUUCGUUUGACCUGGUGGCCCAAAUGACAGCAGAAGACCUGCUGCGGAUAGGGGUGACGUUGGCCGGCCAUCAGAAGAAGAUUCUUGGUAGCAUUCAGGACAUGAGACUACAGAUGAACCAAACACUUCCUGUCCAGGUGUGAGCGGCUGGACACACACACACACAGCGAUGCCGUCAAAGAAGGACAGCAAGACAGGAAACGGGGGGCGAGGAACUGUGCCAGAGAGAGCCAUUGGAAAACCCUAGCUGCCUGACCCAACUCUGCCAAUUAGACGCUUUGAAACUGGCUUGCAGUGCCUCUGACUUUGUUUUUCUUUACGUCACGACGCUUCCAUUUCCUGGUCCUGCUUUUUUUGUAGUUCAUCUUCGUUCCUUUGACCAUCCAAUCAGAUUUCGUGUGUUUUUGGAAGAGGAAGAGGAGUUAACCCCCCCCCCCGCCCCGUGUAUCCCAUGCGUGCCUCACCAGCUCUGGUGUGGGUGACGUUUGCAUGCAUGUGUGUUUUUAGUGAGGUUGGCCAUAGCCCUGUAACUGAAGUGUCACACUCUGCUCCUCCUCCUCCACCUCUCUCCACCUCCUCUCCGCCCGGCUCUGACGGACAGACUAAAGAACGGACUCCAAGUAAACGUGGAAAACAAACAAACAAAAUAAGAGACUGAGGUGUUUUGGACGAUUCUUCCCUGAUAUGUUACCGUGCACACGCGUGUUGUUCUUCAUCUUCAUAUUGAAGGUGUGUUAUCUACGAGGGCACUUGCUGGAGGAGGGUGGAGGAGGAGGAGGAAGAAGGACUGGCUGAGGCCAAAAGGUUGAGAAGAUGACGGAGGUCUGGAGGGUCGGAGGAGAGCAGCCACAUUUUUGGACGCUUGUUUUGGCUGCAGGAUGCUCUGACCUCUGACCCCUGACCCCUGACCCAGGAGGGUUCCUCAGCUUUGGAUCACCUGCUCAUCACCUGUUUUCUUCCCGUUGGUUCACACCCCCCCUUCCUUUCUUUUCUGGGCUUUCUUUCGUUCACACUUUGGGAGAUUGAGACCGGCCGGUGGACCCCCGAGACCUCCCACUGGACACUCUGCGUGAUGAAGUGGAGCCGAGGACCGCGGAGACCCUUGGAGAAAGACCACUUGGCCUUUUUGUGUGUGUUUUUUUGUACGUGUGUGCGGGCGUGUGUGAGUGUGUGCGUGGUUCAGCGUGCUUGGAUGUGCGGAUGUGAGUAUACUGUACAAUACGGCUUCUGCUACUCGCCACCGUGAGGAGUCAACGCAUGAACUGAACCAGGAGCAAAUAUAUCUGAAACCCUUACGCUAUAUUCUGUGGACAACUGUUAAACCUUCUUUUGUAUUCAACCCAAAAAAUGACCUUAGGACGUACACACACACACACACACACACACACAUAUAUAUAUAAAAUGAUAUAUAUAUAUAUGCAUCAUGCAGAAACAGAGAACCUGACGGACACCUUACUUUCUACUUACUAUUAUCUGGAUUUAGAAAUAAUCAAUUUUCUUCUUUGAGUUUUGAAACAUCCUGCCCUGUGUAUUUAUUUGUACCUCACCCGUUCACCUCCACAAGGACUGUCGGACAUUUUGGGAAAACGGACUUGGAACAAUCAGAGGGAAGAGAAGCUUCCAAGAGGAUUCACCCGAUGAAUUGCUGAUUAUUAAACAAAAAGAAAGUGCAUAUAAAUUGGAUAUUGUAUUUUUGUUGUUGUUCUAAACAGCCUGUACAUGUUUUGUAACAAAAAUACCAUAAAUAACAAGAAAAACGACUAAAA